Hyalella azteca is the source of this 2637-nucleotide messenger RNA. RefSeq lists its product as uncharacterized. NCBI's taxonomy places the organism in Eukaryota, Metazoa, Arthropoda, Malacostraca, Amphipoda, Hyalellidae. The coding region runs from base 171 to 2618 and encodes 815 amino acids. The transcript has 3 exons. The record is from RefSeq and is a predicted model, not a curated record.
UACCCGCACCGGGCAGACGUCGGUCGACCGACUUGGCCCUAAAGUGGAGUGCCCUUCGUGCAGGUCUCUCGCCCACCCCGAUAAAUUCUACUGAAACUCAAGCCUUGAAUAAUACUGUUGUAAUCGUAAAAUCCAAUGAUGACGUACAUGUAUUGAGUGAAGAGUUACCGAUGCCUCGCGCCCUCAUUUCUGAAACUGAUGUUGAGCUAAAACGAGAGGGAAGUUUAGAUAGAGCCAACGGAAGAGAGGGGAAGCGAGUGGGGUCACAUGCGCGGGACCACGAGCAUAAGAAGAAGCUAAGGGAAAAGUUGUAUGGACGUAAAAGAUUUCCUCGGGUUAGAUUCUCAACCGAAGAACCAAGAAAAAUUAAUGCCCCUAAAGAUGAAAGCUACUUGAUAAACACUGCAGUAUUAUUUCAAGAGAUAGAUGCUAAUGAAAAAGUUGCUCAUACAAGGGCAAAUAAAUUGCCGCCAGGAAACUCCAGUAGUGAAACCAGAGAAAAAUUCGAUUUUCAGUUCACGAAUACAACCGAUGGAAUAAAAAGUGAUUCCAUAGAUACUAAAACGGUAGUUUCGUCGGUGAGCACGAGUUACAAAGUGACGGAAAGUUUUCCUUCGAAUGAAACUAUAGUGAAGAUGGUAUCAAAAGCGUUAAAUGAAAGCCCUAAAAAUAUAACCACUUCUUUGAAAAAGCCUGAUCCUUUGACUAAGUAUCAAAUCAAAUCAAAUUUUUCAAGACGUAGGAACAAUUUUCGCCCUACGACUAAACCCAAGCAAGACAACGUUGAAAAAGUUCAAAAUUUGACUGCUGCUCCAGCGGAAAAAAACUCGCAACUGGACUAUCAAGAGCUAGUAACAGUGAAUGAACGAGGUGCCGAACAAAAAAAUGUUACUCAAGGCACUGAAGUCGGUUCAAGACAAUCUUCCGUGAGGCUCUCUGGUCAAAAAGAAGGCAUUUCACGAAAGAUCAUCCCUCUUUCCAGUCGCCUGAAAAAUGUUGUCAAAAUUCCUCCAAAGCCAAGACAAGCACCAGUUCCCAACACCUCGUCCAUUCCAACGACAAUUUCUACUCAUGUUUCGACUAUCUUGCCCGCAGAAACUACCACGGCUCCAACAGUCCGACGUCGUUUUACUCCACGUUCUAGGACCUCUGUACCCCGACGUUUCAGGAAGUCCAAUGACACAAAUAAGAAUGUAACGGCAAGUGAAAAGUUUCAAAAGGUAGAAGCUUCAAGCAAUGUACCAUCAACAUCUUCAAUGCCCGAGCUACAGAAAAAGCCUCGACGAUCCAAAAAGUUUCGCAGAAAACAUAAAGAUACGAAAACGGAAUCAAAACCUGAUGCUGAAACUGGAAAAGAUGUAGGUGUAGAUACCCGACCGAGAUUGGAACCGUCGAUAUCAGCCGACCGUCCCGAUGCACCACCAACAAUGCCUCCAGUACAAAAAUUUGUCGAAACAGCGCCCACUCACGAUAAAGACUCUGUUGGAAAAAUUAUAAUGGUUAUUCGAAACGAAAAUGAAUAUGGAAGAGUCGAUGGCAUGAUUAAUAAAGCUAACUCCACAGAGAAUCGCAAAACACAGCAAAUUGAAAACAAUUCUAAUCUUAGGCCCCACCAGCGAGUAUCGAAAGCACCCAUAAUUGACAUCAAGAUUGAAAGUACGGCCAAUCCCAGUAACAGCGAAAAAAGUGUCAGAAAAUUCAAAAGACGUGGAUCAUUUCCUCACAGUGGCAUUAUUGUGAAAGCGGGAACGGCGACAGUGGAAAAAGUGGUAGGGCGAAACUCUAACAUAGUCCAGGCCCUCUCCCCCAUAUCCAGUCUCAUCACUUUGACCACCGAGUCCAAUGUCGUGGAGGCUCCCCUUAUAGUGACUAAAAAACCAGCACUGCCCUCUCAGGCAACGAUUUCUCAGCCCAUAACGACAACUGACAAAGUUCGGGCGUACACUGCCGGUAGGAAGGUCUCUCUUUUUGGUGCCGAUUAUCCUGAUGAAGGAGUGGCAAGAGUGAUUGCAUCACCUAUGCCUGCAUCUACCAACUAUUCGAGAACCUCGAAUUUAAACUCCGUUAAUUCUCUGAAAGAAUCCCAAGGUAUCUUAACCAACUCACGCGGGAGAAGGCGUCACAGUGUUGGAAGUGACGCGUCUAAAAAGCAAGAUGACGAACAGGGUUCAUCUAAUUCCAGCAACGUACGAAGACGCAGAUACUUCAGGCCCAUGGUAUCUCAUGACCUGACUCUCACUUCAGCAAUCAUGAUGGAAGACAACUCUGUUGAUUCGUCAGCCAAAAUGUCGCUGUCUGAAGAAUCAACUUCGAGUUUAUUGGCUCUUCCAAGUCAACAGGUGGCGAUCGUGACAGUGGACGAGUAUCAGCCAUCUGCCAAUGCUCACCCCGAAGCUCAACCGGUUCGGCCCAUGGUGGGUGACGGCUACAAAUCCGGCAAAGGCGUCAUAAAAAACCGAGGUGGAACUGAGACUCGCGAGGGCGCCUGGGCUGAAGACAACCAACGGGGCUACUACAAGAAGAGCGGUAGCGCGCCUGAGCAUCACAGCGCCCACCAGGCUGAGAAAGACAAGGACUUCAAGGUCAAUUCAAUCAAUAUUCAGAAGAGAAAUAACUAGGUUAAAUUAAUUAGUUUCU